Messenger RNA from Lepisosteus oculatus (spotted gar), 3882 nucleotides. The record is from RefSeq and is a predicted model, not a curated record. NCBI's taxonomy places the organism in Eukaryota, Metazoa, Chordata, Actinopteri, Semionotiformes, Lepisosteidae.
AGGAAGUCGGCGGUGAGAUAGAGGAGGGGUUGGAGCUAGUCUUGUCGUUUUGCGUUACAUUCUUGACCCUGAAGGCCGGGGCUGAUUGGAUUGCGGCUGAAGGCGAAGGCACCGCGCAGUCCGAGAAGCCAGGUAGAGGGGUACUCUGGCUCGGUUUCCCCAGUCCCAGCGCUUCGUGCCGCAGCACCGGUACAUCAGCAUGGAGAUCCAGGAGGCGGAGGCCGGGGACCGCAGGCGAGAGCACUGGAAGCUGCUGUACAGCCUGAAGACAACAGUGGAGGGGCUGCUGUCCACGAACAACCCCAAUGUGUGGUCUCGCUAUGGCGGCCUGCAGCGGCUGCACAAGGACAUGAACAACAUCCUGAGUCACGGGCUGAAGCACGACCAGGGUGCCUUCCUGCUCAGUGAGCCACACGUCUCAGCCAUGUUUCAGUGCUUGGAGGCGGUGGAGCAGAACGACCCCCGACUGCUGGCCCUGAUUGACACUGGCAGGUUAUCUCACCUGCAGCAGACACCACUGUGUCUGUUGAAGACUCAGGGUCUGUGUGCACUGCCAGGCUUAAGGGACAGAGAGAUGUCCUGCCCCCCACACAUCAAAGUACCCCAACGCCAUAAUGCCACAAACUCCACCCUAAUGGAGAAGGAGAAAGGUGUCUCCUUCUGUCACAGUGUGUCUGGUGCCCCCUGGAUGUGUGGGGUUGGGCAGCAGGAUAGUGCCUCAACUCCCUUGGGGCCCCCCAUGGUCCCCCACAUCUCCCUGACGGAGCCCAGCUCCCCUGCCUGGAUUGGCGAGGGGGGUGAAGGGGUCGAGGCGGGGGAAGCUGACUUUGAUGACGGACCAGAGUACCUGGCCAUCGGUAACCUGGGCCAGCGCCGGCGCCGAGGCUCCGCCAACAACUCCACCACUAGCGACCAGGUGGAGGGCUCUGUUGCCAGGCGUUGCCCCCUAGCCACGUCCCCCCGACGCUCCUCGUUCUCAGAAGGCCAGGGGCCCGACCGGUGUGGAGGGGCCAAGCAGGGGCACGUCCGCUCCCUGUCCGACACCGGGGUCAUGCAGAAACGCAGCAACGCAGGGGGACACAGGAGCAUCACCAUUAUAAUAGAGGACCCUGUGGCAGAGUCAAGGGCCGAGGUGUGUGGAGCGAAAGAGUACAGCGCCUUCUCCCCCCAGAGCAGCGAGGACAGCAGCCCCAGCUCUCUGUAUAUGGAGUCGGAUGGGUCUCAGAACAGCAGCGUUUCUGACGGCAUGUUCCGCCGGCCCUCCGAGGGACAGAGCCUCAUCAGCUACCUCUCCGAGCAAGACUUCGGCAGCUGUGCCGACCUGGAGAAGGAGAAUGCACACUUCAGUAUUUCAGAGUCCCUUAUCGCGGCCAUUGAGCUGAUGAAGUGUAACCUGCGACUGCGUGCUGAGGCAGAGGAGGAGGAAGAGAGUGACUCCGAGAUCCAGCAGCUGAAACAGAAGAUUCGUCUGCGCAGGCAGCAGAUCAGGAAGAGCCGGCAGCAGCCAGCAGUGCAGUCACAGCACACAUUUCCAACUUCUGACAGUGGUGACUCCCAGCAUAGCUCCCAGGAUUCCCUGCACCUCUCUGACUCUGGCUCUGCUGAGGAGGUGGAGGAGUGCGAACUGAGAGAUGGCAGCGAGGGGGGGUCCCUACUGGCGGUGUCGAGGAGUGGACUUUCACUGUCCCUCGCCUCCCUGUUCUCAGGUACCUGCUACUGCCCCUGCCCCUGCACUGCAGAGCACGAUGCCCCUCAGAAGCUCCUGCCCAUCCCUGACUCACUGCCCAUCUCUCCUGAUGACGGCGAACACGCUGACAUCUACAAGCUCCGCAUCCGAGUCCGGGGAAACCUGGAGUGGGCUCCCCCUCGCCCCCAGAUCAUCUUCAACAUCCACCCUGCGCCCAAGAGAAAGGUAGUGGUUGCCAAACAAAACUACAGGUGUGCAGGCUGUGGGACCCGUGUUGAUCCAGACUACAUCAAGCGACUGCGGUACUGCGAGUACCUGGGCAGGUAUUUCUGCCAGUGUUGCCAUGAGAACUCCCAGGCUGUGGUUCCGGGUCGUGUACUGCGCCGCUGGGACUUCAGCAAACAACCUGUCAGCAAUUUUGCCCGUGACCUGCUGGGCAAGAUUGCUGGAGAUCCCCUCUUCAACUUGCAGGACAUCAACAGCGCCCUCUACAGGAAGGUCAAGGCACUGGAGCAAGUCCGGCUCCUGAGGCUCCAGCUGUUCCACAUGAAGAACAUGUUUAAGACCUGCCGUCUGGCCAAAGAGGUGCUGAAUCAGUUCGACUUGGUCCCAGGGCACCUGACAGAGGACCUGCACCUCUUCUCUCUAAAUGAUCUCAGCGCGGUGCGCAGCGGAGACCUGCCCCCCCGGCUACGAGAGCUGCUGCGCCUGGGUUCCACACAUGUCUCGGGCUGCAUGCUGUGCCAGGCGAAGGGCUUUGUCUGCGAGUUCUGUGGGAACGACAAGGACAUCAUCUUCCCCUUCGAGCUGAACAAGUGCCGGCGCUGCGAAGAUUGCAAGGCCUGCUAUCACCGCGCCUGCUUCCGGGGGGAGCGCCCGUGCCCCAAGUGCCAGCGCCUGGCGGAGCGGCGAGAGAGGCUGGCGCGCCGCAACAUGGAGGAGCUGCAGGACGAGGGGGAGGACGAGGGAGGGGGGAAGUAGGCCACCCCUCCGGAGAGAGGUUAGCGGGCUGGUGGGGGGGGGAGAGAGGGGCAGAACGCACAAAGCUCAACUGCAGAGACAGUUGGGUGUGCCCCCCACCCCUCCCCUUGACCCCUUCUGCUAGAUUGCACACACUGGAAUGCAGAGCUGCACUAGAGACUUGAAACUGCGCCCCCUGGCUGCAGCACUGGGGUCCUGCAGUUUUUUUUUUAGCCCCAUCCAAACUCUGCUCUUUUUCCGGACUACAGAGGAAAAAGGAUUCAGGGAGGGGGCAGCUCAUUCCUCCUGGGAUUUUUUUGGGGGGAGGGUGUCCCAACCCCCUGUUGCACACUGUCGCUUGUAUUCGCUUCUGGACCGUACUGGGAAUGUAUUUAUGUUGUCAGGUUGUGCUGCUAGCGUCCACGUGUGGGCUAUGACUGGGCACUGUGCUCUGAGCUCCGCCGAGUGAGGGCAGGGUGGGGCGUCGGGGGUGACAGAGGCACAAUUACUCAGAGUCCGGAGCCGCGGAGCCCCUCCGGAAGAAGAGGCCUCAGUCGGCGGUCGCUCCGGACGAGGAUAGAGACCGCGUCUGUCUCCCUGUCUCAUCUCCGUUCAACUCCGCCGCCAAAGUCGCACUGUCGCAGAGUCUCAUGAAAAGUCGUUUUAUUUUUUAAUUCAUUUUAUUGCUGGUAUUUUUUUUUAAGUGAAGCGAUUUUGGAAUUUGGCUUUGUCUGUCACCAAGUCGUGCUGCAGGGCUGCUGAGGUUCCUCAGAGGAGGCGCCAGUGAAGCUGCCGGGAGCGUCCCCCCUGGGCACCUCUGUGCGCUGGCCUGGGGUGUCCCCCAGGUUAUGAGGGUGAUACCAAAGCUUCUCGACAAAGUCGAGUCCAGUUCCACGGCGAACAAAAUUCCAUCUCCCCUGCAGACAGUGACCUGAUUUUGGGUGUGAGAAUUGUCCAUGCGUCACUGCCUCUGAAACACCGUCUUUAGUAUUUAUAAGGUCUUCCACACUGUCAGCGAGCUGUGCUCUCCCUCUGCGCCCUCCUGCCUUGGUGCUACUUUGUGGGGCGAUUGUGUCUGGAGACAGCCCUCGGCCUGUAAGGAGUGCGAACAGGAAAGGGGAGGGGGAGGGAAGGGCUGUUUGAGCUGAAGCGUGGAGGACGUCCUGCCUGCACUAUCAGAAAACCGUCCUGUUUGACAAUUGAGAUUAUUAAAAGAUGUGGUAACUGAAAAAAAU